UUCUGCAAAAUGGAGCUUGUCGUACUUCUCUGUGCCGUUUCUCUGCUGCAUUCAAGCGAAGCACAAGAGCCCAGUGCUGUGACUCCUGUGUUUGUGAAGAAGGGAGAGUAUGUGCUUCUGAAUGUCACACUAGCUGAUGAUCCUAAAGACAAUGCUGUUUUCUGGAGAUUCAAUCAAAAAGUUAAUUUAGUACGAUUUUUAGCUGGUACAGAAACAAAAGUCUUUGAUGAUUACUCUGUAAGGAUUGAGUUGCUUGAGAACUACUCUGUGAAACUGAAGAAUCUACAAGAGGCAGACAGUGGAGUUUAUACUGCAGUAGUGUCUGGGGGUAUAGAAAAACCAAUAACUGGAUACAAGGUCACAGUCCAAGAUCCAGUGUCUCCAGUUAAACUGUCAGUGGACUCUGUGUCUAACAGAUCAGACUGGUGUAACCUGACAGUGAGCUGCAGAGCACAGGAAUCUCACAUUAACAGCACAUUUAGAUGUGACACCCACAACUGCAGUCAGGAGGGAGGAGUGAGACAACAGGUUACACCCUCUGCUGCUGAUCUCCAUGUCUACCUGUCCAAUGGCUCUAUCUUCUGUAACCAUAGCAACCAAGUCAGCUGGAAAAAGGACAUGAAAACAAUUGAAAAUGUCUGCCGACAUGCUGCUAAACACUCCACCAAUGCCAUCUCUGUGGGUGCUGGUAUAGGUAUCUCUCUCUUUCUCCUAUGUGUUGCAGCACCAGCAGCAGCAUUUCGUUAUCAUCAAAAGAGAGGACAAUAUAAAAGAGAGAGCAUGGAGAAUACAGUAUAUGGAGUUAUUCGGGUCGGACCUACAGCCCUACCUCAGAGUCCAGCAGUUGAAGUUAUAGGUCUUUCUCCAACCUCCACCUACUGCUUGGUAGGGCCUCACACUGGAUCUGUGGAUUCCAAUACAACAAGAGGCACGACUCUGCCAGAGAGUCUGUAUGCUCAGGUGGAUAAACCUGCCAGGUCCUUAAACAAGUAAUCAGCAUGGUGUUACACAUACUGCUACACUGGCAUAAAUUUACAGUUUGCAAGUGUUGCUCAAGCUGUCGAUGUUUAAGUUUAUGCGACCUGCUGAAAGACUGUAAUAUAGUGUAAUAUUAUUAAUAUUUUUUAUAGUGUUAUGUCAAUAUUUACCAUAUAUAUUUACCGCCGGUAUAUGUUUGUGGGUGUACACAUUCAUGUGUAUGUAUGUGGGCGUGGAUAAGUUUAAUGCACAUUUUGGAAAAUCUGUGAUAUAAUGUGAUGUAAUCUUGAAUUGCAUGUCUAGUGUGGACCCCAGGAAGAGUAGCUGACUGCUACGGCAGAAGCUAAUAGGGAUAAACAAUAAUAAACAAUAAACAAACAAUAAUUUUAUUUACAAAGUGAGCACAUUGAUUAUUGUGUAUAAUCAAUGAAUAAUCAAGAUUUACAAGAUUUUGUACUCGCCAAAUUGCAUUGUAAAAAACCUUGAAGCUUUACAAAUGUGUUGGAAUUCAUAUUUUCCCAAAUUUUGUUCACAGAUUUAAAUGGGAGUCAGUGGCCGUGAUCUUUUCAUGAAUUCACAAAAUCUCCACAAAAUAUUAUGAGUAUAGCUUUAAUGAAUCUCUGAUAAUGGUGCAUGUAGCAGAAACUGCAGUCACCCAAAGAUGAUAAAUAUAAUAAAAUACUGUACAAAUAAA
Molecule: messenger RNA, 1672 nt
Organism: Perca flavescens (yellow perch)
Lineage: Eukaryota; Metazoa; Chordata; Actinopteri; Perciformes; Percidae
Exons: 6
Coding region: 10-993 (327 amino acids)
Cellular component (GO): membrane
Source: RefSeq, a predicted model, not a curated record